AUGGUGAAUGCAGCAAGUGGUGGAGGGCUAGUGAAUAAGACUCCAGGAGAUGCAACUAGGCUGAUUGCAGAGCUAGCAGAGAAUUCUAGGCAGUUCAGUCAGAGAACUCCCACGCGCCGGGUGAAUGCAGCAAAUUCAAAUACAACUGAGUUAGAGAGUCAAAAUUUGGAAAGUCAAGUGAGUCAAAUUUCAAGUGCAGUGAGCAGACUUGAAGCUAAGGAUUCGGGAAAACUUCCAUCUCAAACGGAGUUGAAUCCUAAGCAACAAGCCAACGCUAUUACAUUGAGAAAUGGCAAGGAGCUGAAAGAGACUGAAAUUGCAACUAAGAGGGCUGAAGAGUUGAUUGGAGCUGAGGAGAAGGAAGUGGAACAUGAAGCUGUAGCAAAUCCUCCCACUUUUCCAUCUUAUGAACCCACACCACCUUUUCCUGAAGCUUUGAAAGAAACGAAGAGGUAUGAGAAGGACAAAGAUAUCUAUGAAACAUUCAGCAAGUGUGAGGUAAACAUUCCCCUUUUGAAUUUAAUAAAGAGUGUUCCUCGAUUCGCUAAAUUUUUGAAAGAACUUUGUACUAUUAAGAGGAAGCACAGGUUAGGAGGGAAGGAAAAAGUGAAAGUCAGUGCUCAUGUUUCUGCAGUUUUCCAAAAGAAACUUCCUGAAAAAUGCAGUGACCCUGGUAUGUUUACUGUUCCAGUUACAAUAGGGGACACCACUUUUCGUAGAGCAAUGUUGGAUUUGGGUGCAUCAAUUAAUGUUAUUCCAUAUUCACUGUUCAAAUCUUUGGAACUUGGACCCUUACAUGACACCGGGGUAGUGAUUCAAUUAGCUGAUAGAUCAAAUGUUUAUCCUAAGGGAGUAGUGGAAGAUGUGCUUGUGAAAGUUGAUGAACUAAUUUUUCCUGCUGAUUUUUAUGUGCUUGAUAUGGAACAUGAUAGACAAGCAGUACCAAUCUUGUUAGGAAGACCUUUCUUGAAAACUGCUAGGACUAAAAUUGAUGUUUUUACUGGUUCUUUGACUAUGGAGUUUGAUGGACAAGAAAUUGUGUAUAACAUCUAUGAUUCCAUGAAAUACCCUGUUGACACUCAUUCUUUGUGUUCCAUUGAUAUCAUUGAUCCUAUAGUGCAGGAUGUCUUCAAUGUUGAGGGCGAGGAUGCGCUCCUCACUUCCAUUUCUAAUGAUUUAUCUGCUGAUUGUUUGGAUAUUCCUUUGCCUAAUAGUGUGCAGAUGAUGGUAGCAGAGUUGAAUGGUCAUUCCAAGCUUCCACUUAGACCACCAGGUUCGACACCUACCCCAUUGACAGUGCCUACUGAUAAACUCUUACCUUCUGUUUUGCAGGCACCCCAGGUGGAGCUAAAACCACUUCCUGAUCAUUUGAAAUAUGUGUUCCUUGGUCAGAACGAUACUUUACCUGUUAUAAUUUCAAGCAAAUUGACCAAGGAGCAAGAGGACAAGUUGGUGACAGUGCUGAAAGAGCACAAGUUAGCUAUUGGAUGGACCAUUGCAGACAUUAAGGGAAUAAGUCCAUCCACUUGCAUGCAUCGUAUUCUGUUUAGAAGAUGA
This is a messenger RNA of Chenopodium quinoa (quinoa), 1557 nucleotides long. RefSeq lists its product as uncharacterized. The transcript is spliced from 2 exons. The record is from RefSeq and is a predicted model, not a curated record. NCBI's taxonomy places the organism in Eukaryota, Viridiplantae, Streptophyta, Magnoliopsida, Caryophyllales, Amaranthaceae. The coding region runs from base 1 to 1557 and encodes 518 amino acids.